Messenger RNA from Gongylonema pulchrum, 1005 nucleotides. The record is from the annotation of a GenBank genome assembly. NCBI's taxonomy places the organism in Eukaryota, Metazoa, Nematoda, Chromadorea, Rhabditida, Gongylonematidae.
AUGUCGACGGUAGCUGCGGCAGUGAACAUCGGCAGCACCCCGAGUGUUGUUCAGUUCGUUCAAAUUGAUAGCUUGGUAAUUAUGAAGAUUGUCAAGCAUGUUGAUUCGGAGAUGUAUGCUGGUCUGAACGAUGUAGCAGGCGAAACUUGUCAAGGCCUUCUGACUGGCCUGGUGUCAACUGAGGAGCGACGCCUUGAAAUAACAAAUUGCUUUCCAACUGCUCGAGCCGAACCGGUACUUGAUGGGGACGAGAUUGGACAAACCAGUGCAGUUUAUGAGGAGCAGAAGCAGUCAGAGAUGUUGGAUAUGCUGCGAAAAUUUAGAAAUAUGAACAUCGACUAUGAGCUUGUCGGAUUUUACCAGGCACAUCCAUUCGGGGCUUGUUUUGCCCAAGAAAUGAUCGAUUCACUGAUUGACUACCAAGCCAGUGUGCCCGAUGGAGUAGUGCUCAUUUAUGAUCCAGUGAAAACUCGUCAAGGGCAGUUAAGCAUACGAGCAUAUCGUUUGUCAGCGAAAGCUUUAGAAAUGAGUUUGGAUGGCGAUUGGUCACCGGAGAGUACGCGAACAGCUGGGCUAAAUUACGAGAAUAUGCUGGAGGAAUUGCCUGUCGUUAUCAAGAACAGCCAUUUGGUGAAUGUGAUGCUCGCCGAGUCGCUGGAGAAAUGUCUUAGAUCGUUAAUGAGUAAUGUGGAUGAUCUGAAUAGAACAGUUAUGGCGUAUACGAAAUAUGUGGCUGACAAGCAGCGUCAUGAUUUAACAGUGUACAAUGCUAUGCAGAAAAGACAAGCAGAAAAUGAGCAACGAGAAGCUCGUGGAGAGCCUCCACUGUCGUUUGAUGACAUCAAAAAGAUGAAGCCGCCACAGCUAGCUGCAAAAAGUGGAAUGCUGGAAAGCUUUUUAUGUUCAUCAGAUGCAAAUGCUCAUGCCGAUUAUGCUGCUGAGGUUACUGGUGAAAAUAUUGCAAAAUUGUUUCUGGCGGAGGCAGUAGCCGGCUCUCAUCGAUAG